Molecule: messenger RNA, 7156 nt
Organism: Sinocyclocheilus rhinocerous
Lineage: Eukaryota; Metazoa; Chordata; Actinopteri; Cypriniformes; Cyprinidae
Gene: brd10
Product: bromodomain containing 10
Exons: 11
Coding region: 462-6596 (2044 amino acids)
Molecular function (GO): protein binding
Source: RefSeq, a predicted model, not a curated record
CACACACACACUCUCACACACACACACCGCCGUGUGAAUGUCGCCGUGUUUCCUUCAAGUCAAUCUCCAUCAACACGCGUUUCUCCGUCGCUCGUUUUUCGCAAAAUCUGCCAGAUUUUCCUUCGCGACGCUGCAAAACAGCCGCACUUCGGGUUUCAACUGUGUUUACUGACAAAUCGCGCCGCACUGGAACUAUGAGCUUCAGCGGUCGGCGGGAGAGCGAGCGGCGGCUGCCCGGCUCAGGCGAGCCCUCCCCGGUGUGAGAGUCAAAUCGAGGCCGCUGUCGCUGCGGCCUAGUGCGGGCGGUUUAAUGUUUCACUCGACAACACAGAACAGCGCUCCGGCUCCAUCAGGAACAGCAAUGGCUUCUUGUGAUGACAGAUUGACGUUGAUUGACAGAUGAUGCUGGCGGUAAGGUUACCUGUGCAGGUGAGCGAGGCCCUCAGCAUCACGGCGGGAGAAUGAAGCUUCAUUCGGACUCGUGCGAGGACGCACACGCAUGUGAAUCUGCAUCACACGCCUCCCCGGACAUGAACCCGAACCUCCGUUUGACCUUGACCUCCUGCAACGGUUCGACUGACCAAUCAGGGCUGGAGAAUCUCACGGCACACUUGGACGACGAGGACGAUCUCAUGCCCGAGAUCCAGCAGGCCUUCAGAAUAUUUCAGAGCUUCCUCUCAGAGAAGCAUAAGUGCAUCACGGCCCCGUUCUGGCGUCCCGUGGGCCCAGGGGACCACGCCGGGAUGUGCUUCAGAAAGAUAGACGAUAAGUUCGUGAAUCGCGAGUACGAGUCCAUCACGGCGUUCGUGUCAGAUUUCAGACUGAUGCUAGAGAACUGUUACCGCUUUCACGGCGUCGAUCACUGGAUCUCCAAACAGGCCCAGAAACUGGAGAUCAUUCUAGAGCAAAAGCUGACCUUGUUGUCCAGGUCGCUGCGGGAGAAAACCACGCUGGCUGUGACCUCCGGAGGCCGGUUUGGGACGGAGGAUGAGAAAGCGGUGCUGGGCUCGUCAUCCAGACGGAGGUCGGUGCCCCGGAGCAUCAUGGGAGGCGGCAGCGAGUCCAUCAUGGUGCAGGCGCUGAGACUGGAGGAGCUGCAGCGAGCCAAAGACGAGAAGAGGCAGCGAGAGCAGGAGCGUAAGGAGGCCGAGGAGGCCUCAGGGAAGGAGCUGGAGGACUGGGAGAGCUCUUUACUGUCUCUGGCCGAGCCGUGUUCACUGUGGAGUCUGUGGGAACUUCCUGCCAUCGGUCACUUCCUGUGCCUGGCUCAGACGGCGCUCCACCUCCCGGAGAUCGUCUUCUACGAGCUGGAGCGCUGUCUGCUGAUGCCACGCUGCAGCGUAUUCCUGGCGAAGGUCAUGACGGCGCUCCUCUGCCCCCCGCAGAAGAGAUCCGGCUUCCCCCGCCGCACGCCGCUGCUCUACAGACGGUGGGAGAGCGAGCUGCGCCGCCGCGUCCAGAGCUGGUACAGAGCGGUCGGCCGCGCCGAGGAGGCACGCCAGGCGGCGCGUGCGCAACGCCUCGGGCUCUGUCCUCAGUUCUUCUGGACUCUGGGAGCGGUCAGUCCUCUGGAGGAGACACCCUUCCACCUGCUGCCCUUCCAGCAGCGCGUCUGGCUCCUCAAGGGCCUCUGUGAUCACGUGUACGAGACGCAGAAGGAGGUGCAGGAAGCUGUGCUCGCGCAGCCCAUCCACGAGUGCCGCGAGUCCAUCCUGGGCUACGACCAGCAGGACAACACAUACAUUCACUUCCCACACUUCUGCGGCGCUGACCUGCGGAUCUACAGCCAGAGUCCCUGCGGAGCCGCGGAGCCACCGCUGCCACGGAUCCACAUCCAGAGAUCCCAGGAACCAGAGGAGGCAGAGCUCAGGGACCAGACAUAUGAAGUAAAGGUGGAGGAGGAAAGCUCCAGCAGGAACACAUGGGACAUGAAGGAAGAUUCACUCGCUGACGGAGAGGAUCUGGAUCAGAAAUGCUCCUCCGGCGUUCCCUCGUGGUGCAGAGAAGAUUCUCUGGACUCUGUGAGCGUCCGAGGACAGUUGACGGAGGACAGGCGGCUCGAAGACGAGGAGUCUGACUGCGAGCCGUGUUUCAGAGUCGGAGACAGCUGCUAUAAAGGCGUCUCGCCGGCUCUGAACAGUCACAGAAGUCCUAGAAACGAUGCGAAUCACUUGAGCGCCGAGGAACGAAGCCCCUGUCCGGAUUGUUCCGGAGCGUCGCAGGAAUCUCCGCGUUUCUGGACUGGAAACACACGCCUGCGACGGGACGAAUCCGGACCGACACGAGCCCAGAAGAAGAAGAGGAAGAAGAAGAAAGAGAGGAAGGUCGGCAUGAAGAAAACGAAGACGAGCAAACUGAGCUUGAAGAACCGAACGGCUAGAAGCAGCCUGCAGAGAGCCGCCAAAAACAUCAAGAAGAAAGACAAGAGGAAGAGACACAAACUGGGAAAGAGGUUUGAUGGGAAGGCGAGGUUAGGAUCUGCUCCGCCGGCAGCUGAACCCACGUUUCAGUUGGUUUGCUCCAGUCUGGAUGAUCUCAGAGUCCUAAUCAGUAAAAUAGAAGAUCAACUAGAUGAACUGGACGGCAAAAAGAGAUCUGGACGAUGGCCCCAUAAAAGAGCCGCCGUGAAAGAGUUGCACAUCACACUUAUAAGGCUGCUUAAUGAGCUGUUACCAUGGGAACCCAAACUCGUCAAGGCCUUCCAGAGGAACAGAGCGCGCUUGAAAAAGGAGUGUGACGAAUUCAAAAAACACCCCGAAUAUGAGAACUUUAUCAGGGAGCAGAUGGAUACAGAAGAUACUGGGGAAGUUGCAUGCAAAGAUGAAUUGUUGUCCGCAGAGAAAACAAACAAACUGGAAGAGAGUGAAGUCAAAAUGGGCAAAACUAUGAAGGAAGAUUCUGAGACAACAGAGAAUGUAAAUCACGAAUCAAGAUGCCUAGUUGACCGACCUGAUGUUGUCAUGUAUUCGUCAGAGUCUGGACCCUUUACACGCAGUUCAAAGCGGCGCCAAACUGGUGCAAUCAGUGAGGAACUGAGUCAAUGCAAGAGAGGCAAAAUGGACCCAGAGAGCUCUUUGAUAUCUGACUUUAAUGUGGAAGUUGCAUCCAGAGAAGCUUCACAAGCUUCAGUGUUGCCUGAGCCUUUAAGUAGCUUUCAGGGGACUUGCAAACCCAUCCAGGCUUUGCUGGCUAAGAGUGUUGGAAACAAAGUGACCUUAAUAAGUCAUCCGAAGGCUGCAAUGAUGGCUCAGGUUCUGCGGGAUCAUAACAAAACAGCAUCUGUAACUCUGCCACCUGUCCGAUUAUCAACUACCUGUGCAUCUACGCAACACUCUGAACCUGUCUCUACAGAAACAAUAACUAUGACAUCUGCGACCGAAAGCACUGGACAGGUGGUGUACAAGACGGCAGGAGGCGUGGGGCUUCUCAGGCAAGGAAGCACUUCUGUAAACUUUUCAGCGCAAUCAAUAUCAAAUCAAAAAUCAGGAGCGAAGGCGAUGCAACAAGUUGUUAUCCUGCCUUCAAAUCUACUGAUUCAAAGCACUGGGAAUAAGGCAGCCCAAACCUCUGUAUCUGUCCCUAAGACUACAACGUACAUGUCCAAUGUUUCAGGGUUCACUAUACCGGAAAACAAGGUUCCUGUCCAGCCGGUGGCACCUUUGAAAGAUACCAGCGCUGUAAGAACACCGUCUGCUGUAGUUACUCCCAGUUUAAGGAACAUAACGACUGUUGGUGUGCCUAAAAAGACUACUGAACCAAAGGUGGCCCUGAACAAAUCAGCCAGCAGUGGUCUGACCAAAUCUGAUGCUAAACAGGAGCUCAGGACAGUGUGUAUUAGAGACUCUCAGUCCAUCCUUGUCACUACUAGAGGAGGCAACACAGGAGUGGUGAAGGUUCAGACAUCAGAAAGUGGAACGGGGGCUUUGCCACCCAGCCCAGUUUUUAACAUCUCGCCCCAACUUCAUGCCUUUCUGGUGUCAAAGUCUUCCACGUCUAAUACACAAGCUGUUUCGGCCACCAUUGCUGCUAAAUCUCUACCUGGAGUCACUCCUCAGUCUACUUUUGUGGCAGGAACUGUCACUCCUUUAACCUUAAAUCAGAUUUCCAAUAACGGCACUACAGGCAAAACAACAAUCCCUGGUAAAUCCGCACUCCUGGCUACAAGCAAAGGCAGUGAUCAUUUCCUAAUAAAUGCGAAAGAUUGCGCUCAGCAGAAUACGGUCUCUAAAUGUGGAACGAAGCCCCCACAAAAAAGGGCUCCACCAGGAAGCACAACUCCAGACCAAUCGACUUUCCAAAAGGUUUUUCUGGUCACACCUUCACCAAAUAUCCCUUCAAAGGUCACUACUACUACUACAGCAACCUGUACCGUUCCAGGAUCUCGGGUCAUGUUCAUAAGCAACUCAGCACUUACCAUUCCAAAAGAGACGUCAACUUCAGAAGUUAACAUUUCCUCUACUAGUACACCAGCAUUGAAAGUAGUUCCCAACUUUGGGAUCUUAUCCUGCACUUCUUCAGGUACAAGCAUCCAGAGCAUCGGUGUCCCAGGGUUAACAUCAAGAAUACUUGGCACAAACAAGAAACCUGAAGCUUCAAUGAAAACUACACCUGUGAUCGUCUCCAGAGUACCUGCAACAUCAACCACAAGUGGACUCCAGAUUGGUCCAAAAAGCUGUUUGGUUGCAAGCAGAAGUCUGUCAGGGAAUACCGACAGUGCUUCGAAAGUACCUCGGACUGUUGACGGCAAAACGUUCACGUUUUCAACUCUAGGCACCGGCCACAUGGCUUCCUCUGCACUUUUGUCAGUUAUGAAACCAGAUGUACCUCCAUCAGUUUCAGCGUUAAAUGCUCUUCACUGUAAAACAGGGUUAUCGGCUGGCAGCUCUACUUCUAAUACAUCUUCCUCUUAUUCAGGAAGCCUAAUUACCAAACACACUACGUUACCAAUUAAUGUGACUGCUAACAAGCCAGUGAUCACAUCCCUUUGCACUUCACACUCACUGAUCAAAACAACAGCCAAUACUUCCGCUUCUGCAGUAUCCAGUACUUUUGCAUUGAGUUGCAGCUCCACUUUAACUCCUCCGGUGGUCAUGUCCUCUGGGAUCCAACCUCUGACCUCUACAACCAAGAGUGUUCAGGAGAAAAUCGUGAUCAACACCACUGCCCCACUUGCCCCUGGAACUCAGCUCCUGAUCAAUAACACCAGAUUUGUUGUACCUUCUCAAGGCCUUGCACCUGGCAGCCAUGUUGUGCUUAUCUCCAACUCUUGUCCUGGAGGAAUGCAAGGGUCAAGUAUUGAUGGUUCUCAAAGAUUGCAAGGGCCAAGUCCUGCUGGUCCUCAAAGAUUGCAAGCGCCAAGCCCUGCUGGUCCUCAGAGAUUGCAAGCGCCAAGUGCUGCUGGUCCUCAAAGUUUGCUAGGAUCAAAUCCUGUUGGUUCUCAAAGAUUGCAAGGUCCAAGUUCUGCUGGUCCUCAAAGAUUGCAAAGGCCAAGUCCAGCUAAUCCUGGAGGAUUGCAAGGGCCAAGUUCUGCUACUCCUGGAGGACUGCAAGGGCCAAGACCUGCUGGUCCUCAAAGAUCGCAAGGGCCAAGUCCUUCUGGUCCUCAAAGAUUGCAAGGGCCAAGUCCAGCUAGUCCUAAAAGAUUGCAAGGGCCAAAUCCUACUGGUCGUCGAGGAUUGCAAGGGCCAAGUCUUGCCAGUCCUGGAGGAUUGCAAGUCCCAAGUCCUGCUUCCACUGUUUCUAGAGGUCCAAACACUUCAGUUACUCACACGGUUCCUUCAGUUGUACAAGGUGUGAGAUUGGUAACACCGGUCAGGCUACCCUUGGCAAAAGUUGGACCUUCUGAUCAACUCCGUCAGCAACUGAGCACCAGAACUCCAUUGAAUGUGUCUGGUCCUACUGCUCUCUCACAAGUAGCACAAGCUCUGUGUCCUGGUGUAUCUUCAGACAUUGUGAGACUUCCUAUCUUUCAAACCUCCAAUGUCUCAAUUACAGCAUCACAAGGUACGACCGGGUGUCCCAAAGAAACCUCUCUUUCCCAAGGAGGUUUACUAAGCACAACUUCUCCAGUGCUCUUGCCAGGAAGACUAUCCGAAAACCAAGUGGCACCAGUCGUACCACCAUCAAAAGCUGUGAUUCCAAGGCAUUUGCCUAUGGUACCACACAUGAGCAGCACGAUAUCACGGAUGCAGAAACUUCCGGUUGCAAUGGUUCCACCAAUCGGUGGUGCAAACAAUGCCAGUCCAGACACACUCAUUGCAACCGCUCCUCCAUCUAUGAGCACGGUCAUAAUGACACCUUGUCCACCUAUCAGAGCCGUGCAACCUGGGACAAUCGGAAAGCCUGUUAUUUUACCCCAGCCAUCGCAAGGUCAAAGCACGGUUCCUGUACAAGUUCCCACUCUUGCUAAACUGUUGUUGAGCCCAGAUGGUGCUGUCUUAAAUAUCAUUCAAGCUUCAGCCUCAAGCUUGCAAGUAUUGGCAAAGCCAAUGGCCGCUCAAGUGGUCAGUUCCUCCUCAAGUAGCGUUACUGUACCUAUUUUAAACACAAGUGAUCCACUGAGAAAACCAGAUACCUUGGGGAGACCCAAUCACUGAAAUGGUUCUGGAGGUUGUCUUGUUUUCCUGUUGUGAUCACAGAGGACAGUCUGUUUAGUGUUUUGGGCUUUGUUGAAAACAAGUGGGCUUCCUUUGGUUCCAUUUCCUCCCCGUGUUGAUAGGCUGAAUACUAAAUACCUAAAUUAAUAUUUUGCGCAUUUUGCUCUUUAUAAUACAUAUUGAGGGGAAAUCGGUUAUCCUUAGUUGUAAAUAAAAAUGGUUUCGCAAAGAGAAAUUUGGAGAUUUCAAAUGGCCAGUAAUGUACAUAACAGUGUUUGGCUGACUCUUUUCUACUCCAUUUGUAUGCAAAGGUUUGAAUGUUUUGUAGCAUUUUCCAUUAAAAUGAUUAAUAUUAUUCUGUAGAACAGUCUUCAGUCUAUUUAAGAGUAUGUCUGGCUGAUCUCAAGCCUGCGUUAGUGCAUUCAGGCAUAGGUUGAGUAUUAUCAGACAUCAUCUGAUAACAGUUUGAUUUUGUGUUUCAUCUAUAUUCAUGAAAAUAAACUUGGCAUAUUUAUGACUGAAGUAAAACAUUGGUGUACUGUGCUUGUCAUUUGAGUUUG